Camelina sativa (false flax) is the source of this 2679-nucleotide messenger RNA. Lineage: Eukaryota; Viridiplantae; Streptophyta; Magnoliopsida; Brassicales; Brassicaceae. The record is from RefSeq and is a predicted model, not a curated record.
UUUGGUUUCUUGUUCCCUCCCGAGGCUGAGCCUGAGGCGUUGUGUGCAGUGCAGAGUUAAAAAAAAGAAUUUGUUUCUUCUUCUUCUUCUUCUGAAAAGCUCUCUCUUUUUUUUGUUUAUUAAUGGUGGAUAACGUCACUCACUCAAAACGAUAGAGAAGCAUCCGGAGGGAGAAUUAUAUUAGGGGGCCGGGCCGGUAAUCCGAUUGCGGCGCGCACAAUGACAUUGACGAGAUACCAGAUACGGAACGAGUACGACUUGGCUGAUAAGGAUCUCUACCAAUCCUCCUCCGCCCACAAGGAUGAUCCUGAAGCUUUCCUCGAAGCUGCAUCCAUGGCUGGACUCGUCGGCGUUUUGCGCCAGCUUGGCGACCUCGCCGUGUUUGCUGCUGAGGUAUUCCAUUGCCUGCAUGAAGAAAUGAUGACUACUGCAGCAAGAGGCCAUGGCUUGGCUUUCCGUCUCCAACACCUCGAAGCUCACUUCCCUUCUUUUGAGAUUCCCCUUCUCUCUCAAACCGAUCAUUCACCUUUCUAUUAUCAUCCAGGCUUGGAAUGGCAUUCUAAUCUUCUACCAAAACAAGACCUCAUUUCCCCACGCAACUUGCCUCAUUGUAUUAUUGAUUCAUACGAGGAAUCCCGUGCUCCUCCGCAGCUCUUUCUUCUCGACAAGUUUGAUGUUGCUGGGUCCGGGUCAUGCUUGAAGCGUUACUCUGAUCCAUCUUUGUUGAAGUCGUCUACUCCAUCAAAACUCAUCAAAGAUGAGAGACCACGUAAAUCAAAGAAGAAAGGAUCUCACACAACUGGUAAAGAGGCAUCUGGGGAUUCACGGACAUCACAUGCCAAGUUGCAUCAGCUAUUCUUUUUGGAGCAUGUUGAGAACGAACAGGAAAAUCCUGAAUUCCAUGUGAGGCUGAAGAGGAGGCAGUUGAAUGGACCGCCAUUUAACGCAAGCUCCGGGACAAGUUACAUGGAGAAAUUCCUCAAGAAUUCGUCGCCGUAUUGUGAAAGAGUUCAUGGGACUCUGGAUCAGUCAUCUCCGGCAAUCGAAACUGAAGUUACAGUAUGCAGCGUACGAGAAGAGUUACAAACACCUUCCCUAGUUUAUCCAAACAGUGGAGACACUAGCAAAUACAAUGAGAUGGAGACUGAAUCUAUUGCUGAUGAUGAAAGACUUGAAAUUCCGGUUAAUGAGAAGUCUUUACCGAGCAUAAAGGGAGGACCAGAUAUUUGUUUAGAAAGAAGCUCUUCUGUGAAUUCGUGUUGCAAGGCGAACAAUGAAACAGAUACACCUGUUUCCAUGGAGUCAGAAGCAAAGGAAGCAGACAGUGAUGACAUGGCUAGCUGUGACCUUGGAUUUCCUGGAUUUGGUCAGACGCAGAUCUGUACUAAUGCAGAGGUGACUCAAACUCUGUUGCACCACUCACCAAAGGAAGGAGAAUCUUCUAGUCUUUUGUGCACUGAUUUCGAGAGAUCUUCUCUUGAAGGUAAGCCAUAUGAAGCUGAACAAACAUCUUUCAGUUUGUCUUGUUAUGAGAAUCCUGCAAAUCUUGCCGAAGAUUCUGGAAGUCGUUUGGAGCUUCAGUCUAAUAUAGCAAAUGCUGAUAAUAUGGGGUUGAAAUCAUCUGAAGCUUGCGAAGUAUUUGAAGACGGAAGAGAUCCGAUGCUUAAUAUUUCCCCUGAAACUCAUCCAGAGCAUCUGUUAAAGCUUACACAAGUGUCAUACGACGCGUUCGAGGGUGGGACCAAUGUUGAUCAUUCUCAACAUGUUUUCAGUGUGGACACUGGUUCUGAGAUAUCUUUAAGUGCUUUAGUUGAAGACCAGUUCUCAUCUAUGACCAAUCAAGAGGUAGAGCCUUUGGAACCCGAGGACAUAUCUUCUGAAGCUGGUCAUUCGAUUCCAGAUAGCAAAAGCAGUUUAAAAGAAACACCAUCAGCAUUGGAGUCCGAUUUUAUUCUUCCAAAUCCGUAUAUUAUCACACUUGACGACUUGGAAAAUAAAACCAACUCCCAAGACAUAUCUUCCACGAAUCCUAAACAGUUUAAACAUAUUUCAACUUCUGAAAUCAGUUCAGAAAAUGGAACUCUGAUGUCACAUACUCCAAGAGAACUUCACACAGGAUGCAGUAACCUCUCAGUCUCAUCUUCUCGUGAAGACGUAUUGGCCAAUCCUGAUCUGGCUGAGAUAUCUUCGCAUUCUGGACAGGAGGAUCCACAAACCAUGUCUAUAGUUGCAGAUGAUGAUAGUAGUGCGCCUGAAGAACCAAUUCCUGAUACGCCAAGACUUGGUACUUGUUUUGCAGGUGAUGUCGAUCACGAUAACCAUACUGGCCUGAAUAAUAAGGCCGAUACCAUGCCCGAAAUAGACUUGGAAACUAUUAGUGAACCACAGGAGAAUCUUUUAGGUACUGAAGAAUGUCUUUCACCUGAGUAUUGCUUACAGACACAGAACCAAGGGGAAGAGAGUCCAUCAGAAACCGGGUCAGCAAAUCCAAUAACAGCAUCAGUCGAGUCUCUUCCUACACAAAGUGGACCUGUUGGUGUUCAGGUUUCAACUUCAGAGGAAGCAUUAACUUACAACGAAACGCUUUUCCCUUCAAGCAUAGCAGAAAUAGAAGCUCUUCAUGCACCAAACCUGGAAACUUUCACAUCAUUAAAUGAUCAUAUCUCUGAGUCUGUUCUU